AUGACACCCUUAGCCACCCUCCCCGAGGAGAUUCUCCUGCUCAUCUUCGACUUUGCUGAUCGUCCCUCCCUAAAAUCACUUCGUUUUACCUGUCGUCCUAUCUCUACGGCGGCCACCGAGAAGCUAUUUCAAAAGAUACUGCUGUAUCCACACGACAAGAGCAUUGACAGGUUCACGAGCAUCGCUAACAGCGACACCCACUUGUCCCAACUCCCCCGUCACAUCCACUUUAAACCGUAUCAAGAGGGUCACUACGUUAUCCACGACUUGGAUGACCCCAACGCACCCAACUGGGGCACAGUCAGCUCACAGUUCUGGAAGCUGCCAAGGGUGGACAGUGCUACGCUGCAUUUCCCAGAGAACUGUGACGAAUCAUACCACAAUCAGUUAGACAUGGGAUAUCAUUACCUCCGUAUGAAGAUAAUUGACGACUUCUUCGCGGCAGUGGUGGAGAUGGUCCCGACCCCGCGCAAACUAGCUCUCGGGUUUAUUUAUGAGACUCCCGUUGAAGACGACCACUUCACUCGCAUCCGCCGUGUGCUGGAAGGGCUGCAUACCUUCCGUCUGGGGAUCUUAUACAGAAUAUUACCCUCACGCAUAUCCUUGGAAAUACAGUCGAAGUGGCUGAGACCCACAGCGGCGUCUCUGCAGCAACUUGACCUCAUGUUCAGUGCGGGCCAGCCCGCCUGGUCGAUUUUUAAUGUGUCAGACAUGCAUUUUCCGCAGUUGAAAUCGCUCACGCUGCGGGGGUGUACCUUUGCGGCCGAGGCGCAAAUGGAGUGGAUCGUGAGCCACGCCGAUACUCUCCAGGAGGUGGUACUGGAGAACUGCCGCAUCUUGAUUCUCGUGGACAUCCGCGGGGGUAGCAUUGCGAAGGCUUCUUUCAAGGCGGUGGGGAUGAAGUUGAGAAGGAAAAGCGGAUAUCCGAGCCGCAAGGAAGGCGGAUACAGCGCACGCUGGAAGGACGUGUUCGCGCUGUUCGGAGAGCAGCUGGGACAGCUGCUUCGCUUCUGCAUGGGGUGGCGGAAACGCGGUUCAGACGGGUGGUGUGCUGAUACUGUGCCGGUGCGGAAUGUGUUGCAUCAGUGUCGAUAUACGUCGUUCUGUGAGUGGUAUAACGACCAUGAUGAGCAAAUGCCAUACAGUACUACUGGUAUUGGGAGGUUUGGGAGGAUGGGAAUCCACUGGUCUGCUAACGAGGAAAGAACAUUGGCAUCGAGCCAGUAUCAGCAAGACCAUGAGGCAUUGGCGGAGUUGUUGCGACGGAUUGGAGAUGGGGGGGUGAUUGAUUAG
This is a messenger RNA of Aspergillus campestris IBT 28561, 1293 nucleotides long. Its product is annotated as F-box protein. The coding region runs from base 1 to 1293 and encodes 430 amino acids. Gene Ontology annotation, molecular function: protein binding. The transcript has 2 exons. NCBI's taxonomy places the organism in Eukaryota, Fungi, Ascomycota, Eurotiomycetes, Eurotiales, Aspergillaceae. The record is from RefSeq and is a predicted model, not a curated record.